This is a messenger RNA of Williopsis jadinii, 1665 nucleotides long. RefSeq names its product putative GTPase MTG2 (gene MTG2). Bases 21 to 1595 code for a protein of 524 amino acids. Lineage: Eukaryota; Fungi; Ascomycota; Saccharomycetes; Phaffomycetales; Wickerhamomycetaceae. Gene Ontology annotation, cellular component: mitochondrion. Gene Ontology annotation, molecular function: GTPase activity; GTP binding. The transcript has a single exon. The record is from RefSeq and is a predicted model, not a curated record.
GUACACUGGAGCAUAUUGGAAUGAUGCUGAGCAAGUCGUUAGGGCCUUUGUUGACCAGGAGACUGGGAUGGCUCGGGCGGUCAGUUGGCUCACUCCCGGAACACUCACCUGGGCUUGAAGAGAACGAGUCCUGGUUGGAAUCACUGGAUUACUACGAGGACGACAUAGCUCAGAAAUCGCUACCUUCUCAGUUCCAUGAGCUUUCCGACGUUUCGUCUUCAAAGUUCACCAUCCUGAAGGACUAUAACAACGGCUCGUAUGAUAUAUCGCUGAAAUUUACGAACAAAGAUGUGUACUCUUCCCAGUUCUCCACUGUUAGUCAUAAGAAGAGGCCCAAAGCUGAGGCACAAGGCUUCACUGAUGUCCGUUGUAUCAGGCUCAGAUCUGGUAACGGUGGUGAUGGCUGUGUUUCGUUCUUUCGAGACGCUGGUCGUGCUGUUGGGCCUCCUGAUGGAGGCGAUGGUGGUAGAGGUGGUGACAUCUACGUCCAGGCCAUUGAAGGACUGACAUCGCUGAAUAAGUUGAAGCAGAGCUACAUCGCCGGCGACGGACAGCCAGGAAAGGCGAGACAGCUCGAUGGUGCAAAAGGUAAGGACAUUGUAAUAACUGUACCUGUGGGCACUGUCAUCAAGUGGAUGCCAGAUCCAAAGGUUCUGAAGGAGCAACUUGAGGUGAAAGAAGAAGUCGAAUGGGAAAUGACUGCCAAAGAGGGGAAAGAUGAUCUUUAUGAACCAACACUGUUACAGCUCAAGAGAGACAGUUACAGCGUUGGUGAAGGAUGGCUGUUCAAAGAUAAAGAUAAAGACGAACAGUGGCAUAGAUCUAAGGAUCAUUUUGUCAAGUUGGAUAAGAAAGUGCAGAAGUACGACUCUAAGAUAAUAUCAUCGGAAGAACAUGGUGAUCUAUUCCCGUUGAAUGGACUGGAUCUCAACAAGGCCAAUGAGAUGCCAAUAUUGCUCGUGAGAGGUGGAGCUGGAGGACUGGGGAACAUGCACUUCUUGACCAAUAACAUCAGAAACCCAAGGUUCUCGAAGAAAGGAAGAAGCCAUCUAGAGGCACAUUUCCUCUUCGAGUUGAAGCUGUUGGCUGAUUUGGGUCUUGUCGGCUUGCCUAACGCUGGUAAAUCUACUCUUCUAAGGGCCAUUUCGAAUGCUACUCCUAGAGUUGGCCACUGGGAGUUCACCACGUUGCAGCCUUCCAUCGGCACAAUUCCUCUGGGGGUCGAUAAGGAGUCAUUCACCGUUGCCGAUAUUCCAGGUAUUAUCAAAGGCGCAUCUCAGAACAAAGGAAUGGGUAUCGACUUCUUGCGUCACAUUGAGAGAUCUGGAGGAUUGGUGUUUGUUAUCAGUCUAGGUAACGAUGACCCUAUUGCCGAUCUUAAUAUCUUACUUCAAGAGCUGGGAGAUCGUGUAACGGGAAAGAACGUUCUCAUAGCAGCUACGAAAGCUGAUAUUGAAGGAUCAUAUGAAAAGUUUCAAGCAUUAAGAGCAUAUGUGGAAGGUAAAGAUUGGAAGAUAGUUCCAGUUUGUGCCUUGAAGAAGGAGAAUGUUGAGCAGUUGAUCUUAAUGAUGGGUGAAUGUGCUGGAAAGUUGUAAUUAAUCAUCUGUUCUUGAAAAACGUUAGACUUGUACAUAGGUGUAUAUUACGGUGAUGAGACAUUAUCGA